AUGUCUCUUAAUAAACAAUUAUAUGUCUUCAGUGACUUUGAUGGUACCAUCACUCAGCAAGAUUCCAAUGAUUAUUUGACCGAUAACUAUGGUAUGGGUCAAGCUAUGCGUGUUCAAUUGAACCAAGAAAUUAUCCAAGGAAAACUCAGUUUUCGUGAUGGAUUUGCUCAAAUGCUCAACAGUGUACCCUUGAAGUACGAAGAAACUCUUGAGACUUUGAAAAAGAACGUUGCUAUUGAUCCCGACUUUCCCUCUUUUUAUGAAUGGUGCCAAAAAGAAGGCGUACGUUUGGUCAUUCUCUCUAGUGGAAUGAUGCCCUUUAUUCGCAGUCUUUUAGAACAAUACUUGGGCAAAGAAGAGGCUACCAAAAUCGAAAUCGUCUCCAAUGAUAUAAAUGUUAAUGAAGAUGGUACUUGGAAUAUAGUAUAUCACGACGAUACUCAUUUUGGACACGACAAGAGUCUCACCAUUCGUCCCUAUGCUCAACUUCCUGAAGAAAAGCGACCUCACAUGGUCUACUGUGGAGAUGGUGUAUCCGAUUUAAGUGCCGCCAAAGAAACCGAACACUUAUAUGCAAAGAAAGGACGUGAUUUGAUCACCUAUUGCAAAAGAGAAAACGUUUCCUAUACCGAAUUUGAAACGUUCUCUGAGAUUCAUAAGGCCUUGAUUGAGUUUAAGUCUAAAAUCACUGUAUAA
Messenger RNA from Schizosaccharomyces osmophilus, 696 nucleotides. It is a transcript of the gene ptf1, whose product is annotated as phosphoric monoester hydrolase Ptf1. Gene Ontology annotation, molecular function: phosphatase activity. Bases 1 to 696 code for a protein of 231 amino acids. The record is from RefSeq and is a predicted model, not a curated record. Lineage: Eukaryota; Fungi; Ascomycota; Schizosaccharomycetes; Schizosaccharomycetales; Schizosaccharomycetaceae. The transcript has 4 exons.